AAUUACGACGCGAGUGGAAUGGACACCGUCAUAUCAAUAAUUUAAUAAAACUUUUGAUAUUUUACAAUGUUGUGUUUGAAAUUAAGUGCCUAAAUGUUUUGAGAAUAGUUUUAUAGUGUUAGUGCUUUAUAUUAAAUGCUUUAGAGAUGUCGAAGAACAAAAUAGCUGCUCGUGUUGACAGUCAAACUGUGGAAGUCAAAACUAAAUUUGAUGCAGAAUUCCGAAGAUUUUCGCUCAGUCGUACUGAGAAGCUCAAGUAUGAAGACUUCAAGGCGCUGAUAGAGAAACUGCACAGGCUUCAUGAUGUGGCCUUCCUCAUAUCUUAUACGGACCCUAGAGACGGAGACCUGUUGCCGAUCAAUAAUGAUGAUAACUUGGCCAGAGCGCUGCUCACCGCACGGCCGUUACUCAGGGUUAUUAUACAGAGGAAAGGAGACAGUUUGGAAGAACUAAACGGGUAUGGUACGAUGCGGCCUAGGAACAUAAUCUCCUCAAUACUGAGUGGAACGCCUGCUAAGAACAAGGGACUCGCUAUAUCGAACCCACAUGAUUUUAGAAUGGUAUCGGCAAUCAUAGAUGUAGAUAUAGUUCCAGAAACGUGCAGAAGGGUUAAACUGCUGAAGCACGGGUCGGAUCGACCGCUAGGAUUCUUCAUCAGGGACGGCACCUCAGUCCGGGUAACACCGAACGGCGUAGAACGUUCUCCGGGUAUCUUCAUAUCGCGUCUCGUGCCCGGAGGGUUGGCGGAGUCUACUGGACUCCUGGGUGUUAACGACGAGGUGUUAGAAGUUAACGGCAUUGAUGUGUCUAAUAAGACGCUAGAUCAGGUGACGGACAUGAUGGUGGCGAACUCGUCGAACCUGAUCAUCACGGUCCGCCCCGCCAACCAGCGAGCCGGGCCGCCGCCCGCAGAGACCGCCUCCAGGCACUCGCAGCCCAACAGCGAACCUGAUGAAGAUAGAUUCGACCAAGACGAACAAGAUGAAAUAGUGGACCUUACCGCAGUGACACUGGAAGAGUCAGAACCUCCCUUCCCCCUCACGUCCAAGGACGACGGACAAGUGUUGCACCUCUAGUACAUACUAGAGCGGUACCGCUGCGCUAGAGGACGUUAUACUUGAGUGAUAUGGUGCGAAUAGUGAGAAGGUGCUGGUUGGAUAGUGGUGUGCCGCUGUUAAAUAUCGAUAUGUCGAUAAAAGUGUUCUUGUUAAGUGAAGAUCGUGAUAGGACUCAAAAAUAAAAAGGUAACGCUUAUCAAAUAUCGAUAUAAUAUUUGAGAUUUAAAUGCUGAUUAUACUGCAACAAAUUAAUUAUAAAAAUUACAAACAGAAGUGCUUACUCUAAAUCGUAAAUUAAUAUUCAAUUUUAUCGAUUUGGCAUAGGAAAACAUCGAUUUAAGUAAAAGCCUUUAAAAUUCGAAUAAGAUCUAUUAUAGUACACCACAUCACACCAACCAACACGACAUAAAAGGCUCGAACAUUAGUACUUACAUAUAAACAUUCCAUUAUAUGCCUUAUAUAUUCUGCAAUAAGUGUCAAAAUAACUAAAUUAGGCGUCACAAUAGUUUAGGAAGUACCUAGUAGUGUAUAAAAAAUACAUAUCGCGAUUUAUUCUCAAGUAUUUAAAUGUCUUUUAUAUGCAAAAUAUACUUCUUACUUUUCUCGUCACAUAAAUUUGCUGCUCUGAAGUUCGAAAAUUACACCUCUACGCAUGCGCGGGUCAUUAGGCUAACUUCAGAUAUAUUUUUAUUCAUUUCCAUCAGAAAUGGGAUAAAUUCAUAUUUUUAUCCCAUGAUUUUAACCUGAAAAGUUAAAGUAGAUAUAUUUUGCAUAUGAAAACAUUAACUAGUAAAAAUACUUAAUUAUUGUGCCUAAAUAUAAUUAUGUCUAUAGUAUUUUUUACGUAUUCCAAAUCUUGAUAAAAAAAUAAAAUCAUUCCAUUUAGACUAAUUCUAAACUAAAUCUUUUGAAUAUAUUAUCAACUUCCUCGAUGUUAGCUCAAUUUUUCAUAUCAAAAGUUCUUCAAAACAUCAGAAAAUCAUUCACUCAUUCCUUCAGUUCACUCUUUAGAUAGUUUAUCAGUCUCAAUCAAUUCUACCUAAGUUAAUUUAUAACCAUCACAUUUCCCAAAAUAAUUAAUAUUUCUUCAACAAUUGCAAGUUGUCAGUAAAUAUAUUUUGAAUAAAAAGGUAAACAAUAAAAGUAGGCAUUAUAAAUCAUUUGUAAAAUUGUUACUUUAUCGACAAUAAAUAAAAUUAGUUGUAAAAUAUUGUAAGUGUCAAAAUCCAUCCAUUUUUGUUUCAUAGUGUUAAAGAUGACAUACAUUUACAAUUUCAAAAUUAUAUCUAUCAUCGUUUAGUUUAAAAAAGCUUGUUUUUUCUAUGAAUUAUGGUAUUAUUAUUCAAUAUAAUCAUGUAUUCCAUUUGUAUUAUUAAUAAUGCGAAAUUGUGUUAACAUAUUGCCCAGCUGUCAUUUGAACAUAGGCAGUCGUAUGGGUAGUCGGAAGCCAGAAAUUCUCACCUAGGGGUAUUGGUUGCCCGGGUAACUGGUUAGACUGGAAACCAACCUCAUCAUAGUUGGGAAAUGGCUCGGGAGAUGAUGAUGAUGAAUACAUUGAUUGGUCCGCAUACUUUAAUUCACAAUAAAAUAUAUGUCGUCUCUAACACAGUGUAGUAUGAAAUAUCUUAAUCAACUUAGAUAGUUUAUCUCACUUCCUAUGGAAGGUGCUAUAAAAUCAAAAAAAUCACGUUUACAUUGUUAUUCAAAAACGUUAGAUAUUAUAAAAUUGUCAAUUUUUUAUGAAUUAUUUUUAGAUUAGUUAGGUGGAGCCGGUAAUAGCAAUUCAUUUGUUUCACGUAGUUUCUAUAACCGCCGCCGUAUUAAUAAUGGCGCUAGUGGAUUCGAUCCAAUGAGGUUUUAAACUAAAAAGGUUUCCUAACAAUAGUGAAAAUUAAAGUUCUAGAGAUGUAAUCCUAAUCUUGGCGUAUGCUUAUGAAAUAAUUGAGAGCAUUUUAGAAUAUUUUUAUUAGCAGAGUUUUGCAAUAGGCUAUAUAAUGACCAAUCGCUAUAUUAUGUACUUAAUCGUAAAAUCAUAUACUUAAAUUAAUGCAUGCAUUCCACAAUUUUCAACUUACACUAUGAUUGUUAAAACAUUCCAUUUUUUAAAAGACAACGUGCCUUGAAUCUCUUGUAGCUUAAUUUUAAUUUAAAAUUGACAAGCAAGCUAUUAAAAACUCCUUUGAAAUUUACCAGCUUAAAAAAUCGUUCGCUUGAAAUUAACUGGGAUGUAACAAUAUUUUAUGAAGUUAAAGAAAAAUAAAUGCCUUUUGAAUGUUGUCAAGGUUCACCAAUAGCUUGAAAUUCGAUAAACAGUUCAUAAUGUAAUCAAAAACUUUUUGGACUUAUUGCUUUUUUGGUAGCAAACGGUAGUGUGGCAACACUAUGUGAUUCAGUAUACUUAAUAAAAAUAAGGCCUAAAAUCGUGCCUUGAGCGCAUUUUUAUAUCGCUUAUUUCAGUCUACAGUAAAUAAUAAUUAUAAAUGCUGGCUGUUUGAAUGUUUAUGUAUGUUUUCUUAAAUUCGAUUUUUGAAUGAAAUUAAUAAUGAGAUAAAUCGUUAAAUUAAAUGGUGUUGUGUUGAUGUCAUAGAUAUAGAAAAUGGAUUUAUUAACAUCAUGAAAUAUUAUUAGCUUUUUAGAAAGAGGUUAACCACCCUUUGACCAUUUCAAUUUGUCUAUAGGACAGUAAAGAAUACCAAAAUUUCUAGAAAAAAAAAAACAUAUCGAAAUUGAGAUCCUCCUCCUUUUUUGGGAAGUAGGUUGAAAAACGACAUUGUACGACCGUUUUCUCUUAAUAUAAAUGUAUUUUUAAUUCAUUUUCUAUGUCUAAGGCAAAACAAACACAAAUGAGCUUAUUAUGUUAGAAAAUGUUUUAGAUACAAAAUUUAAUUCAUAGUUUUUUUUUUAUAUGGGGUAAGUGCGUUAUAUGAAUGACGUUGAUAUGAAAUUAUGUCGAGCAAAGUUAUUGGUCCAUCGCUAUGAGACGUCUUGAUCAAAAAUCAUAUUAUAUUAAGUUGCAAAGACUUUUGUAAUUAAUCGAUAAAUAUGUGAACGCAGUUUCUAAUCAGUAUGAAGUUUAACUAAAAUAAUUUUAGGUUAUAUCCAAUAUUUAAUGUAUUAUUUAGAUAUAGAUUUUUUUUUAAUUAUUAAGUUUUCUUUUUCAUGAUUUGUAAAGCCUUUUUUUAUGUUUUUCAAUAUUUUGUCUGCCACUUACAUUGUUACAGGAAAGCGCUACUUAUUGUUUUUUUUUAUUGUCCUUAAAACAUUCCUUUAGAAUUUCUUUAUGAAAAUUUUGUCCAUUUCUUAUGAUUUUGCUUUGCAAAGGCCGAAUCUAAGUAUCCUUUGAUUUUUAAGUUUAAACUAUAAAUAAAUGGCAUUUUCAUUCCAUUAGUAUUUAAAAAAUGUAUUUAUGAACAGUAUUCUUUUAUCUAUUGACUUUUUUGUACAACCUGUGAUCACUGAAUCAGUUUAAAUGUACUUAAAAUACCGUAUAAAGUAUCAAGAUUUUUAUAAAAUUGAAGAUGACAACCUUUUUCCAAUAAUUUUGCUGAUUGGCUCAAAACUAUGUCCAAAAUGUUAUAGUCAAGCGAUUAUACAUAGUUGAUAUUUACACAUGUAAGCUAGUAUACUUGUGUUAUUAUAAAAUAUAUUAUAUUUAAUUUA
This is a messenger RNA of Helicoverpa zea (corn earworm), 4718 nucleotides long. It is a transcript of the gene par-6, whose product is annotated as partitioning defective protein 6. The transcript is spliced from 7 exons. Lineage: Eukaryota; Metazoa; Arthropoda; Insecta; Lepidoptera; Noctuidae. The record is from RefSeq and is a predicted model, not a curated record. The coding region runs from base 147 to 1076 and encodes 309 amino acids. Gene Ontology annotation, biological process: centrosome cycle. Gene Ontology annotation, molecular function: protein binding.